CGGAAUGAUCACGUACCCAUGCCAUGUUUGAAUUUUUGUGGCCGCUGGCUCGCUAGGGUUUUAGGGACGAUGGCGGCCGCGCUUUGGCGCUCUCCAGCCGCGCGGAUCGUCUCCCAGCUGCGAUGCGAAUCUCGCCUGUUGGGUGUUAGAUUGACAGGCGAUCGAAUUGAUUUCAAUCCGAUCGCGAGAUUUCUAGUGCUCUCACUGCUCAUGAAGGCAUCACAAGCAUUUUCUUUUGUUGUCACUCGAACAAACGGCGAGUGGAAUCUUUUUGGCACUCGUCCUGUUCUAUCUAAAGUGUUCGCUGUGAAUGGAGACGGAACUCAAAGGUGUUGUCUCUUUUCUAUUUCUCUACGCCGUUACUUCGUAUGCCAUGAGUUCCUUGCGGAUGUUGGACAAUGCAUUGGCUCCUUUUUGUUUCACUUUUUCUUAGGCUUUGACGACCGCCAGUGAGGUUUUGCAGGAUCAGCAAGGAGCUGGUCACCGAAGAUGGAGACUAUUCUCUUUUGCGGCUCUUUUUCCUUUCAUCUCAACCUGCGUGAGGACGAGAAGCAUCUAAUCCUACAGUAAGUGUGAGCAUUUCUUCUGCUAGCUUUAAGUUUCGUAUUACAGCGACCCAAGAUGAACAGUGACGAAGAAACUUAUGGACGUAAAUCCGAGCCAUCAAAAUCCGUUCCAGAUCUCGUACACUAUCCACGGAGAUUUCGCAGAUAUACUACAUUCAAAAUUUUCUGGCAAUCGGGCUCUAGGGCUUUCCAAGCGCGAGUUUUUGAUUCUGGGACCGGUUCUAGAGUCGCCCACGACAAUGCCGCUGCCAGGAUUUUUGGUGUUGUGAUUGAUUUUCCGGCCCAAGUUAUUGCAAUGGCUGGAAGUUGCUUCAAAAAAUUCGGAAACAAGAGGAGCAAGCAAGCUCGGAAAAGUCUGAAAUUCAUAUCCAGGUACCUUUCGAUUAACCCGGCUGAAGAAGCAUUCCCGAUUGUAGCAGAAUACUCCGGGGUUGCAUUGUCUUUCAUCACUCUCGGGACGUUGAUAAGACGAUAUCACGGCAGAAGGAAAUUGACCGUUUUCAACCGGAAGCGCCAGAAAGCAACAGUAAAGUUCCUGGUAAACAGAGCAAUGGAAAGACUACGAGAUAUAGCCGCUAGAGCAAGCAUGCUGGAGAAAAGGAUCUCCACAACUGCUGACCCAGCUGAGCUUCAACGCCAGCUCGAUGAAGCCAGGGUCAGGAGAACUGAGGAUGCAAAAGCCAACGAAAAAGUCAUGGCGAUGUUUUCAACACAAGAGCAGCGCUGGAAGAACGAGCAGAAAAGAUUGAAGGAAGUGAUCGAGACGCUGAGGAAAGAGCUGACCGAGUGCAUUAGACGUCUUCAAGUUGGGACUGACACCAGCUGCUUGCAAUGCAAGGAAAAGAAUCUUAUGAUCAGCGAUCUCAAGGGCCAGCUAAAGGAAAAAGAUUUCUUGAUGGCUGCCGCUAAAGAAGAUGGAGAUAUGGAACGCAGUGAAAAGUGCGAGCUCGUUCAGAAGCUGGCUACUGCUGAGAAAAUGGUCGACAGAUGCCAAGAAACUCUUGUUGCUGAGGCCAAAGCUCGUAAAGCCGCCGAAAGUAUGGUGGAAAACUUAAGAGCAAAAAUGGCUGCUGAGUUUGAAGUUCACGAAGCUGCUGCCGACGAUCUGAAACAAAAGAUAUCUGCUGAGGCUGAGACUCGUGGUGCAGAAUGUGACAAGCUCAAAGAAGAACUCAGAGUUCAGGAAGACGUUUUGGCAACAGUGUUAGCAAGGAUAAACACUCUAAAGACAGAGAAAAGCGAGCUGUUAGAGAAGCUGGACUCAGCAGCGAAGGACAACAAGAUUUCAGGGGUCUUCGCCAGGCUGCGGCGAUUUGACGUGCAGGCAGCACAACAAAGAGAGCUCCACUCGUACGCGGAACAAGUGGCAGAACUGGAAAAGCAAGUUAAUUACUAUCAGCAGCGAGUACAACAGCUUGAAGAGUGUGCUCUACUGCGCUUGGAUCAGUUUGACAUUCGGAAAGAUGGUGACGAGGAAUGUUUAGACAACACUCUUUCCAUCAGUCCAGCAGGAACAAUUGUUGAAGUCUUUAAUCUCAACGCUGCGAAGCAUUUACUGGCGCUGUACAUAGAUGCGGAACGCGCAAGGGACCUUGAACUUAGCCGGUGGAGAAAACUCUAUUCCGCAGCGAAGAUGGCUAUGAAUAUGGUGCAAACAACAAACUCGUAUCAAGAAGCGGCUCCCAACGAUUCAAACAUCAAGCAGUACAUCGAAGCCGCUAAAGCUCAGCAUACAGCAGAACUAACUGGCAGACACUGCCACGAGAUCGACUCGUUUGAGCGGCAUAUGAAGGCUAAGGAUGAGAGGAUGGAAGGUUUGCGAAUGCAUUUACUCUCACUGGAGCAACAAAUUAAGGCAAGGGACUCGCAGCUCAAACACAUGGCCAGUCUUUUAGAUGCUGAAGCCGCCAUGCGAAAGGAAACAGAGUCCCUGAUACAGGAAACAAGGCAGCAGUUGCAAACGUACUUGAACAAACCAACGAGUCGUUCUAACAGAAGAUCAAACAAGGAGCCAGAGUUGAACGUGGAAGGAAUUCUGGAGCCGGACGAAGCUGGGCUCCACGGAAAGGAUUUGCAGCUUGCAUUCGUUGAGGCAAAGAUAGUCCAGCCGCAAAUGCGGCACGAGGAGGUAUUCCAAGAGAAGGAUCAACCAUCCGUAAGAACGGAGAGGUCGACAGAGCAGAGUGAGAGUCAACAAUUAACAUCUCGUCCCAGGAUGCAGGAAGCUUCAGAAACAAACAGAUCAGAAGCUUCGACUUCUUCAAUGAUGGAAACUGAGAAGAACAAUCUCAAUCCAAAUCCGGAGACGGGUCUAGCCAGCAUUCUCGAGAAGCAACUUCACGAGUACCAUGUCCUCUUCCAAAAAAUCAACGAUCUUUCGGCACAGGCCGAAAAGCCCGUCAAGACUGGCUCGAUCUCGCCAUCUUCGUUACUUCCAAGAGCUCUUGAGCUCCAACACGAAGUCCAAGCCUCGGGAAACAAGCUCUCGGCGAUACAAUCCAUCUCCAGUUUCAUGGCUCCAUCCAAAGACGAGGAGCCAUCUCGAGUGUUGAAAGAACACUUAGCGCAAAUCCAGAAGCGCCUGGAGAUGAAAAUCGCGAACUUGCUGGGGAGGUUCAUAUCGUGACCGCUAAACCACUCGGUCAAUCCUCACCGUUUAUGUGGCAGUGCUGACUUGGCAGCACGCGAUUGGGCAGUACACAGCAUCCACGGUGGUAUUUCCUCCACGUGGUCCCA
Messenger RNA from Selaginella moellendorffii, 3302 nucleotides. RefSeq names its product myosin-3-like. Lineage: Eukaryota; Viridiplantae; Streptophyta; Lycopodiopsida; Selaginellales; Selaginellaceae. The record is from RefSeq and is a predicted model, not a curated record. The transcript is spliced from 9 exons. The coding region runs from base 622 to 3192 and encodes 856 amino acids.